CGCUAAGAUCCAUGACAACAGCCGGUCUUUGCCGUCAGUGGUAGGACGUAUGGUAGUUGUUUCUGGCAACGUGUUGAUUGUAAAGAAAGACAUGACUUCACCGUUAGUGCACGAAAAAAUAUGGUUCGAAAAAUUCAGAUAUGACGAAGCAGAGCGACAGUAUUUUGAGAAACUGGCAAAGGGAUCUUCUAACACUCCCUUAAAAAGCUCUUUGGCAGGAGAAGUAGCAAAGGCUCGGCAGCAUAUAAAAAAUUCUUUAGAAUGUAUGGAUGGUAUAGCGGCCUUGGCAACAAAUGUAAAUGUUGAACUUGUUAACAGACUGAAUUCCUUGGAGAAGAGCAACACUGAACUCAACAGCCUUGUGAAAGAUCUGCAAGCUGUUAUUAAACAACUGGACUCUCGUGUUAAAGUGCUGGAAACAAAUUCAAAUAAGCCAAGCCACGCGGCCACUGUAGCACCAGCUCCUACACAGGAGAAAACAGUAGAUGACAAUGAUGAUGGAGUCGACCUUUUUGGAUCUGAUUCUGAGGAAGAAAGUGAAGAAGCUAAGAAAAUAAAAGAACAGAGGUUAGCAGAGUAUGCGGCAAAGAAAUCAAAAAAACCAGCACUAAUUGCAAAGUCAAAUAUUAUUCUGGAUGUGAAACCAUGGGAUGAUGAAACUGACAUGAAAUUGUUGGAGGCUGAAGUACGCAAAAUAUCAAUGGAUGGUCUUCUUUGGGGUGCAUCAAAACUUGUACCUCUUGCUUAUGGAAUACAUAAACUUCAGAUUUCAUGUGUUGUGGAAGAUGACAAAGUAUCUGUUGAUGUACUUCAAGAAGCAAUAGAAGCAAUUGAAGAUUAUGUCCAAAGUGUGGAUAUUGCUGCUUUCAACAAGGUUUAAUCCCUUCAGAAGAAGCGCCAACCCAAGAUCAUUCCAUGUGAUUUUAAUGAUGUGAGAAUUUGUACCAGUUUGAUAGGUUUCAAUUUGAGUUUCCUUACAAAAUACAUCCAUCAUUGUUGUGAAACUUUUGUAGUACCAAAUGUCCUAACUCCAUAUCACUUAUUUGUUACUGAAAUUUUGUUAUACAGCACUAAAAAGUAAAUAAUCUGAACACAUUA
Messenger RNA from Schistocerca piceifrons (Central American locust), 1098 nucleotides. Its product is annotated as probable elongation factor 1-delta. The coding region runs from base 50 to 880 and encodes 276 amino acids. Gene Ontology annotation, cellular component: cytosol; eukaryotic translation elongation factor 1 complex. The record is from RefSeq and is a predicted model, not a curated record. Gene Ontology annotation, biological process: translational elongation. Gene Ontology annotation, molecular function: translation elongation factor activity; guanyl-nucleotide exchange factor activity. The transcript is spliced from 9 exons. Lineage: Eukaryota; Metazoa; Arthropoda; Insecta; Orthoptera; Acrididae.